This is a messenger RNA of Serendipita indica DSM 11827, 1668 nucleotides long. The record is from the annotation of a GenBank genome assembly. Lineage: Eukaryota; Fungi; Basidiomycota; Agaricomycetes; Sebacinales; Serendipitaceae.
AUGCUAACUUCACCAACGAAUAUCCGACAGCGCAGACAGACGAGACGCAGGAGAGCAUCGUCUUGCUCGUCUGUUAACUCUACCUCGCCAUCCACCGCCACCUCUUUCCAGUUUUAUCCACCAAAAAAUGCGCAUGAACACUCUAAAAGAGCCACUUCGCCUCACAACCGACGCUGGAAACGCUCAAGCACUUCGCCAAGAGAGCUCGCCGGUCUCAAGUAUCUCGUCUUGUCGCACAUAGACGAACUGGAGAAAAAGCUCGAGCAGUUGGAACCUAUUCCAGAUUUUAAGACGGCCUCAAAGCCGAGUGCAGUUGCUUCGGACAAAUUGCUCACCGGUCGGACGCGUCUAUCUCCAGACAACUCGGAAGAAUUACCGCCAUGGAGCUCCGAAUUUGACUUUACCGUCGACGACUUGCGAACGUGGGUCGAAGACUCGCUCGAGCAACUGGCGCACCUGCGUGCAGAGGUAUCAGCACGUUUACCAGACCUCGAGGAACUCCGUGCCCAGUUUCGUGACAUCGAUUUCGACUUUGAGCUCCCCAACCUCAACCUCGACGAGUUUCGUGCUCGGCUUUCGCGCAUCGAGGUCCCCUCGCUUGGCGAACUCUCUUCACUGAGCGUGAGCGACGUAAAGAAUCGAUUAGGGGAUCUCGGCUACGAGUACCUUCCUACCCUCUCGGAACGCUUGUCGCGCCUCAACUCGCACCUCACCAGCUUGCGAACGCCUCAUCUCCCUUCCCGGACGCUGGACAAGGGUCACGCUGUCCUCAAGGAUUUCAUCGAAGCGCUCAUGUAUGACGAGGAGGAUUCACCCAUGGAGAGGGAGCGAGUCGAGGUGGAAAUCGAGCAAAUGGUCAUCCAAGUUCGUCAAGCCUUGCGAGACUCGGAGAAUGGAAAUGUCCUGCUGACUUAUGAACAACUUCCCAUCAAGUGGCGAAACAACGAACAUGUCCUUUACGGCUAUCGGUUCAUCCCUAUUGAGCGAUGGCCGACUCUUCUUCUCUCUGCCUUUCAAUUCCACAACGAAACUCUGAAUAUCCAUACACACUUUUUGCCCUUUGCCGUCUUGGGCCCCUGGUUUGCAUACGAAGCGUACACUGCAACCUCACAACUGCACGCGCUUCCAACCACUCUAUUCGGGCUGUUUGCCUCACUCUGUCUCCUGACGUCUUGCAUCUGGCACUUGUGCGCCGGGUGUUCGACAUUCAAAGUGAUGGAGACUGCGGCGCGUGUCGACUAUCUGGGCAUCGGAUGGCUCAUCUCCGCCUCGAUCGCCACCGUCGUCUACUAUGGAUUCUCAUGCCGACAAGCCGCAUUUUCCAUCUACCUGAGUAUGACAAUUCUCGCCGGACUCGCAGGGAGCAUUCUGCCGUUUAUGCAAUGGUUCAACGAACGCAAGCACAAAAAAUGGCGCAUCGUCUUUUUCCUCAGCCUCGCCCUCACGGGAUCAUCCCGAUCGUCCACAUGUGCUCCCUUCACUCGGCAAAGGAGACGUUUUCAUAUAUUCUCCCCAUCGUCCCGAGUCUGGCUUCCUACAUCUUUGGACUCGUCUUUUACGCUUCUCAUUUCCCUGAAUGCUGCUGGUCGACCCCCGAAGGGACAGGCCCUAUUCAGUAUCAUAAGGUGGAAUCUUCCAGCACGAUUAGUGAUUGGGCAAAGGACUUAA